AAAUGGCAAGUGAGGAGCUGGUUGAAGUGCUCCUCGGUCGGGCAUUCAAAGCCCUCCAAAUCUGGCCCCACUUUAGCUAUCCAAUCACAGCCGCCGCCAUCCCCCCUGCAAGAACUCCCCGCUCCAAUCAGUGAAGUCUCCAUGCCAUCCUUAGCGCGCAGCAGAUUCAUUCUUCCUUGGUGCCUUUGCCCAUGCUGUUCCCCCACCCCCGUGCCAGGAGUGCCCUCCCCGCCUCACACUCCCGAUUCAGCCCAGGCUCUGAGACACAGCUCAAGUCGCGGCUUGUCAGGGUCCCUGGCAGCCAAGGCCCCUCCUGUUUCUCAAAAGAAACACAUGUAAUACAACAUGGAGGCGCAAGCUUCAGCCAAGAGCUCUUCCUUUGCAGCCAUCUAAACUCACCCCAGCCAGAGACUGCCCACCAUUCGCCCUCUUCCCCAUUCAUAGAGAGCUCUGCUGGCUGCGAGUGAGACUCCCUGCCUCCCACAAGUCAUUCCUCUUAGAAGAGCAGAAGAAUUGGCUUUUCUAGGUGGGGCUGGUCAGGAAGGCUAAGCGCCUGGGUGCAGCCAAAGCCUCUGGCACCAGAUGGAACAGCUGCGCAGCUCUCACUGACCUUUCUCGGUGCCUGUGGCUGUGAUGAGCCUUCGAGCUCCUAACUUUUCUGACAGUGUUUCUAUCAGACUUGUUCCUGUCAGAUCUUCUGGCCACUUUCCUGUAUGGACUUUGAGCUAGGAGGCCCUGCCACCUUUUAGACUUCUAGUAGGUGGUGCAUCUGAUUGGCUUGGAUUGCGUGGUCCUUUGAGUGCUCUGUUCCGCACUUGGCCUGAAACGCUCUUGCUUUGUCCAUGUGGCCUCAGGCCUGGUUCACAUAGACUCGAAGCCCGUACUCUGAAUGUUUGCACCUGGACGGGUGGAGGGAAGGACAACUUUGCAAAAUACAGUUUCUUCAUGAAGAUUCAGACUGUGUUCCAGAAUGCAUAUUUAUAAUUCUGUAUCCACGGGGAAGAUGAUAUAAAAAGACAAUAGGAAAAGUGACCCAGACCCCUUUUUCUAAUUUUUUUUUAACCUGAAGAGAGAGUGAUGUCUUCACAUUGCCACAUCCUGAGGGGGAGAAUCAUCAAAGAAAAGCAACUGGGACCUGCCAAAGACCUUAAGAAAAGGAAGUUGAGAACCGAGAUGUCUUUAAAAUAACUUCACUACCGGGUGUCACACAGGCUGGCUUCCCGAGUGCAACUUUUCAGUUUUUAAUAGGUUCCAUAAAGAGCCACGCACCCCACAGCCACCGCUAGAGGGCUCAGCAGAGUUACAGCCCCGAUUUGCCCUCUAGCGGCGAUUCUGAACAGAGUGCAUUUGUGCAGACUUGGGGCCAGGCAGCUUGGCAGUUGGAGCAGACAUCUGGAACCAUUAGGUUCAACCAGCCAUGAGAGGGUUUUCAUAUAGCAACAGACUGAAGAGAUCCUAUUGCCAGAAUGAAACGUCCUUCCCUGUAAAGAAGGAUCAUUGCUCAGACUUAACAUCUGAGAGGUAUAUCUGGGAUGCAGGGAAGACCCAUUCGGAAUGUGGGUGGCAUCAUCCUAUUGGCUGCGUUCCAAGAUGGAACAAGGCGUUUAAAUGCAGAAUUGGAGGCGAAAACUGCUAAUCUGGUUCGACAAGCUGAGGAAGUAAUAAGAGAGCAGCAGGAAGUACGAGCCAGGCCUUUUUCAGCACUGAUUACAUCACGCAAAGAGGAAGAUGCUUACAGCUCGAGCGCUCUGCUGUCAUCUGAAGGGAAGGCUCAUCCAUGGUCAGGAACCAAGCCAAAGACCAAAAGCACUGGUCCUGUAAACAAGAUUCAAAACAGGCUCCACUCUGCAGAUAAAGAAAGGAAAACAAAUUCAAGUGUUAAACUGAAAUAUCCUGACAUGCAGACGGCCAAUGAUGUAGCCAUCCCAGACGAUUUCUCAGACUUCUCCCUUGCCAAGACAAUUAGCCGGAUUGAAGGGCAGCUGGAAGAAGAUAGCUUGCCCGAGGCUGCAGUGGACGACAGCUUCUGCGGUGUUAGUAGGGACAUUGGGACAGAGGCUCAGAUCCGAUUUCUAAAGGCCAAGCUCCGUGUGAUGCAGGAGGAGCUGGACAGCGUGGUGUGUGAGUGCAGCAAGAAGGAGGAUGAAAUUCAGGACUUAAAGUCCAAGAUGAAAAAUUUGGAAGAAGACUGUGUGCGACAACAGCGAACAGUUACGUCCCAGCAAUCCCAAAUAGAAAAAUAUAAGAAUCUUUUUGAAGAAGCAAAUAAAAAAUGUGAUGAAUUACAGCAGCAGCUGUCAUCAGUAGAACGGGAAUUAGAAAAUAAAAGAAGAUUACAAAAACAGGCUGCCUCAAGUCAGAGUGCCACGGAGGUCCGCCUGAAUCGAGCUCUCGAAGAAGCAGAAAAGUGUAAAGUGGAGCUGAGUAAACUCAGGCAAACUAACAAGGAUAUUACAAAUGAAGACCACCAAAAAAUUGAAGUGUUGAAAUCAGAAAACAAGAAACUAGAAAGACAAAAAGGAGAAUUAAUGAUAGGCUUCAAGAAGCAGUUGAAAUUAAUUGACAUUUUGAAAAGGCAGAAGAUGCAUAUUGAAGCUGCCAAGAUGCUGUCUUUCAGUGAGGAGGAGUUUAUGAAGGCUCUUGAGUGGGGCAGUUCAUGAGUGAGCAAUUUCAAAUUGAUGCUUAUUUGUGUUAGUUUAUUUAAUAUCAAAUUGUAGUCUUCUACUGUUUAUGAGUAAUGAGAACAUUUGUGAAAUAAAAGGUUUAGAUAAUGACUUGGUGAAAUAAAUAGAAUGUUUGUGAGGAUGUUGUAAGACAAAGCCAGACUGCAACUCUGACCUGACUUCCUUUUUCAUCAAUAGUUGUGAAAUAAAGAAGCAAGACUUUGA
Molecule: messenger RNA, 2888 nt
Organism: Apodemus sylvaticus (European woodmouse)
Lineage: Eukaryota; Metazoa; Chordata; Mammalia; Rodentia; Muridae
Gene: Tex9
Product: testis expressed 9
Exons: 12
Coding region: 1533-2660 (375 amino acids)
Source: RefSeq, a predicted model, not a curated record